AUGGAAGUGAUGAAGAGUCUGUUCGUAGCUGUGUGUGUUUUCCUCUUCGCGGUACAAUGUCAAGGGCAAUUGUCAUAUUCAUAUCAUCCUAUGGGACGCGAUGAGAUAGCAGACGACUCGGUAAGGAAGGAACUGAAGUGAUAAAUUGCUUAUAACGAUAGAUAUCUUUGAAUGAAAUGUGUCAGAGCCUAUAGGUUCGGUAGGACACAAAACUAUUGAAUUGAUUUUGCUUUAAUUUCUUAUUUUAUAGUUUCCCUCAUCAGAUUAAGGCUUUUUUCAACAUUCAACUCAGAAAGUUAUUAUUAUAUGAACUGGAUUUUAAAAGCCAGCGAGUAUCUUUUUUUAUAGUAGGCGUGAGGAGUCUGGGUGCUCUAUUUCACCUAUACGUACCUAAAAACAAGCAUGUGUUGAUCAAAUUGACGGAUAAAUAAAUAGCAGUAGAAGUGGGCUGAAAAGAGGUUGAAAUUAAGUUGACGACAAAUACUAAAUUGGUUUCCUGUUUGCAACUGUGAAUUUAAUACAAAAAGAUUAAAUCAAACUCGCUUUUUCUUUCAUGCCUUUGGAUUGCACUAAACGUGCACGGACGUUUUUACUCUUCUCACAUCUGAGAGUCUACCUAAUCAUAUUGCUAUUACGUUUAUUCUUCAGGAGUCCCUAGCAGCACCAUACAGAGUAAUCUUACACAACAGGAGAUUUAUGAAAGUACCACGCAACCGUAACAUUCGACCUGCAUACAACAGCAUGAUUGGAAAAGACUCUUUGGAAUAUGACACGACAUCCCGUGCUUUUUCGAAAGAAUACGAAGCAAAGUGA
Messenger RNA from Pocillopora meandrina, 813 nucleotides. Lineage: Eukaryota; Metazoa; Cnidaria; Anthozoa; Scleractinia; Pocilloporidae. The record is from the annotation of a GenBank genome assembly.